This is a messenger RNA of Acromyrmex echinatior (Panamanian leafcutter ant), 2183 nucleotides long. RefSeq names its product Autophagy-related 18a (gene Atg18a). The record is from RefSeq and is a predicted model, not a curated record. Lineage: Eukaryota; Metazoa; Arthropoda; Insecta; Hymenoptera; Formicidae. Gene Ontology annotation, molecular function: protein binding.
GAACGAUAGCAAAGUACAGUCACUUGUAGGAGUCGGCCGCCGUCGGAACGAUUUCAGCUAGAAGAGACAUCCAGAACCGGAGCCGAAUCUACAGGAGCGAUAUCGACGGAGUGGUGCGAGCGUGUUUCUUUUUCGUAUCAGCGCGCGCAGAAGUGGGCGCGAACGGGACCGGACGUCGUAAGCGGGGGUGUGAAACAGUGAGUAGGGGAGAGGUAUUAGGUACGCGCGCUGCGCUGAGGGCGAGAUAGAGAGAAAAGGAGUUUUCGUUAAGAGCGUGUGUGUCGCGCGUGUACGGCCACGCACACGUGUCACCGAGAUUUAUGCGAGAGAUCCCGCGCGAGAUCAACCUGGAUGUAUUAACGCAAGGCUUAAGGUACAGCAUAUCAGGACUCAUGAACCUCGCAACCAACCAGACGUCCGACACGACGUCCGAUGCGCAGAGCAAUGGUCCCUACUUUGUUAACUUCAAUCAGGACUGCACGUCCUUGGCGGUGGGAUCGAAAUCAGGAUACAAACUUUAUUCCAUCAGCUCCGCAGGACAUCUUGAGAAAAUAUAUGAAAAUGAUGAUGCAGACUUCGAGGAUAUAUGCAUCGUUGAAAGAUUGUUCAGCAGCAGUUUGGUGGCGAUCGUGAGUCUUAAAUCGCCUCGUACCCUUACGGUGUGCCACUUUAGGAAAGGAACAGAGAUAUGCAAUUACAGUUAUUCGAAUACAAUUUUGGCUGUGAAACUCAACAGAGCGAGAUUGGUGGUGUGUUUGGAAGAAUCACUAUACAUUCAUAAUAUACGAGACAUGAGAGUGUUACACACAAUUCGCGACACUCCACCUAAUCUUACAGGCCUUUGUACACUUUCGCCAAAUAGCGACAAUUGUUAUGUAGCUUACCCAGGAUCGAAUACUAUUGGGGAAGUUCAAAUAUUUGAUGCGAAUCAUCUUCAAGCAAAAACAAUGAUACCUGCACACGAUAGUCCAUUGGCAGCAAUUGCUUUCAGCUCAACUGGCACCAAAGUGGCAACAGCCUCUGAAAAGGGUACCGUUAUUAGAGUUUUUGAUGUUCACGAGGGUACAAAGUUAUUCGAAUUUCGACGCGGAGUUAAGAGAUGCGUCACGAUAAACAGUCUUUCUUUCAGUAUGGACUCUAUGUGGCUCUGUUGUUCUAGUAAUACGGAAACUGUGCAUAUAUUCAAACUGGAGGAACCAAAGGAAACGCCAAACAAACAAACUGCAGACGAAGCACAAAGCUGGAUGGGAUAUUUAACGAAGGCUGUGACAGCGUCGGCUACGUAUUUGCCGUCGCAAGUGACUGAUGUUUUUACUCAAGGACGUGCUUUUGCUAGCGUCCAUCUACCAUUUCAAGGUUUAAAAAAUGUCUGUGCCAUCACUGUAACACAUAAAGUACCAAAACUGUUAGUAGCUAGUGCCGAUGGUUACUUAUAUGUCUACUCCGUGGAUCCGACAGAAAGUGGAUGUUGCACGCUUAUAAAACAACACAGAUUAGACGAUAAAGAGCGAGAUGAGUCAGAUUGUGGCGGUUCUGGUUCAGGAGCAGCUACCACGAAUAAUACAAAUACAGCCUGCAUAAAUAGCUACGCGGGUGUGUUGCGUGGCCGCUCGCCAGACUCCAUGUCAGGUACUGGUAUGUCCUCUAUUCUGUCCCUCGAAUUUUUUUUUUCGCUCUCAUUCUCCGUAUACAAAACACCUAAUUCUCCUUUAGAGCUUUUCUCUCUUUGUGUACGUGUGUAUGUGUGUGUGGAUGUGUGUAUGUGUGCCUCGCUAUUAGCGUUCACGCAUUUUUAUUCUAUACGUACACGCAGCGAAAGGAAGAAUGAGAGCAAUGCUGAAUAACAAUGUGCCUUUUCACGCGGUCUACAUCCUCGCGUGUUAAUAUGAGCAAUUUAUAUUAUUCCGUAUUACAAACGGAUAGAUCACAAAUUGAUUAUGCUUAUUAACUGUAGAAACAAAUUCUUAAGAUGGGUAUAUGAUACACAUGUGCACAGGACAUGCAUGUAGAUACUAGUCUAUUCUCGGGAUAAAUCACUAAGCACGUAUGCAAGUUGUUUUACUAGUCAACAGAUAUAAUAAUAUCUAGCAUUAUUGCAUCCUGUUAUAAAAUAUCACGAGAAUUCCUAUAAGCAGUAGUCUAUUUUUAGAAGACUAUCUCAUAGAUAUCUUAAUAUUACAAUA